GCAAAACGUGAUAAUAAAUCGUAGUAUUUACUGAUUAAAUAGACGUGUUUAUUAAAUCUGAGAGUGACGCACGUCAUAUUUGUAAUGAUCGCAUGCGACGGUGCAGGGCGCUCCCCUCCUGAGGACAGAGUGGGGCGUUCCUUCCCCACGCUACAGACGCUGCUUCAGGUUUGACACAGCCGCUAUUUACAGCUUGGAAUGCGGGAGAAGAGAGGGACCUGGUGCGCGCUCUACUUCCACUUCUCUUUUUAGACAAGACAAAAGACACACAGAGGCUUCAGCCUACGGCAUCGGCUUUUUUAAAUCGUCAAGGUAAUAGUUAUUUAAUGUCCACGCGCGGACAGCGCUUUGCCUACCGGUGGCGGAGCGCGUUCUGCCUUCUGUACGGUUGGUAGCCGACACACCGCAUCACAGACGAGGAACAGCCGCCGAUUCAUUGCAGAGCUUAAUGUGAGUGAACCAGAUACGGCAAGUGACUUCGCAACUAACUCAGACAUUUUCCAAGACAGACAUCCACCUAUCUGUCCUGCCGCUAGCGGUUGUAGGUUGAUCCGGCACUUUACUACUUUACAUAGGCUGUUGUUAUUAAUUUGAUUUUUCCUGGUUAUUUCUUCUCACCAACAAUGGACUAAGAUUUGCGAGGAAACGACAACAACCUUUCAGUAGUUUCUUUCUUGUCUAAAUGAUACAGGAUACCAUGACCCUUCUGUCUCUCCUGGGCCGGAUUAUGAGAUACUUUCUGCUUAGACCAGAAACCCUGUUCCUGCUCUGCAUCAGCCUGGCUCUGUGGAGCUACUUUUUCCACACGGAUGAAGUCAAAACCAUAGUCAAGUCGAGCAGGGAUGCUGUCAAAAUGGUCAAGGGUAAAGUGGCGGAGAUCAUGCAGAACGACAAAUUCGUGGGACUCGAUGUGCUGGACGCAGAGUUCUCCAAAACCUGGGAGCUGAAGAGCCAGAACGUGGCGGUGUACUCCAUCCAGGGCCGCAGGGAACACAUGGAGGACCGCUUCGAGGUUCUGACCGACAUGGUGAACAAGAGCCACCCGUCCAUAUUUGGGAUUUUCGACGGGCAUGGAGGAGAGGCAGCAGCAGACUAUGCCAAGGCCCACCUCCCCGCCGCCCUGCGCCAGCACCUGCUGGCCUACGAGAGGGAGAAGGAGAAGGAGAGGGAGAAGGAGAAGGAGAAGGAGAAGGAGAAGGAAGAGAGGGAGAAGGAGAAGGAAGAGAGGGAGAAGGACGGCAGUGGACAGUCCUAUCCCUCUAUCCUGGAGAAGCAGAUCCUUGCGUUGGACAGAGACAUGCUGGACAAGCUCUCUGCCUCCUACAACGAAGCAGGUAAUUCAUUAUGA
Molecule: messenger RNA, 1348 nt
Organism: Osmerus eperlanus (European smelt)
Lineage: Eukaryota; Metazoa; Chordata; Actinopteri; Osmeriformes; Osmeridae
Product: protein phosphatase 1L-like
Exons: 3
Coding region: 683-1348 (221 amino acids)
Biological process (GO): protein dephosphorylation
Molecular function (GO): cation binding; protein serine/threonine phosphatase activity
Source: RefSeq, a predicted model, not a curated record